Manis pentadactyla (Chinese pangolin) is the source of this 4041-nucleotide messenger RNA. RefSeq names its product phosphodiesterase 10A (gene PDE10A). The record is from RefSeq and is a predicted model, not a curated record. The transcript is spliced from 22 exons. Gene Ontology annotation, biological process: negative regulation of receptor guanylyl cyclase signaling pathway; signal transduction. Bases 123 to 3278 code for a protein of 1051 amino acids. Gene Ontology annotation, molecular function: protein binding; 3',5'-cGMP-stimulated cyclic-nucleotide phosphodiesterase activity. Lineage: Eukaryota; Metazoa; Chordata; Mammalia; Pholidota; Manidae.
GGGAGCGCACCGCCGCGCCGGCCGCCCGACCGCGGAGGGCAGGUCCCGGGGGGCGGAGCCCGCCCCGCGGCGCGCCCCUCCCGCCGGCGGCCGGCCCACCCCGCGGCCCGAGGAGGAGGGCCAUGGCCGGCCUGGAGGAGCCGCGCUCUCCCCGCCCCCAGGCCUGCCUGCCAGCGGCCGGGGACGAGCCCGGCCCCGGCAAACUCCGCCCGGAGCCUCGGCGCGGCGCGGCCGGCCCGGGCCCGGCCCCCGUGCCGCCUGGCCGUGGCCGGGCCGAGCGCGCCGCGCCCCCGCGCCCGCCCGCCUCCUCGGCCGGCCGCGCCAGCCCCGCGGGGGGCCCAGGCGCCCUGUGUGCGCGCGGCGGCGGCGGCGGCGGCUGGGUGGCGGCCCGCGCCCCGCUCGCGCUCGCCUUCUCCCCCCACGUCCCCUCCUCCUCUCCGUCUUCCUUUUACUUCUGGCCGCCGCCCCCCCCGGCCCCCCCCGCUCUUCUCCCCUCCUCUGCCUUCCACCUCCCCGCGCGUCUCCCAGGAAGGGCGGGCGCAGCGGCAGCGGCGGCGGCGGCUCGAGGAGGCGGCGGCGAUGCUGGCGGCGGCGGCGGAGGAGGACAAGAGGCAGCUCCCCUGAGCGGCCCCCCCGGCGGCAGUCACCGCGGCGGCGGCGGGCGGCGGCGGCUCGUGCUCUGCCCCGCGCUCCGCCGCUUGCUGCUCCCCGCUCGCCCCGGGCCCCGGCUCCCGCUCGGCCCGGCCGCGCGCCGCGCGGGCUCCCCCGGCUUCGCGGGCGCCGGCGGGGGCUCCUCCGGCCCCGGCCCCGGCGGCGGCGGCCGAGCUUCGCGGCCGCCCCGAGGCGCCGGCUUCGCCCUCGCCGCCGCGUCCCCGCUACUCUUCGGCUCCGACAUGGAAGAUGGAUCUUCUAAUAACGCGAGCUGCUUCCGAAGGUUGACGGAGUGUUUCCUCAGCCCCAGUUUGACAGAUGAAAAAGUGAAGGCAUAUCUUUCUCUUAACCCCCAGGUACUAGAUGAAUUCGUAUUUGAAAGUGUUAGUGCGGAGACAGUAGAAAAAUGGCUGAAGAAGAAAAACAACAAAUCAGAAGAUGAAUCGGCUCCUAAGGAAGUCAGCAGGUACCAGGAUACGAAUAUGCAGGGAGUGGUGUAUGAGCUGAACAGCUACAUAGAGCAGCGUUUGGACACAGGAGGCGAUAACCAGCUGCUCCUCUAUGAACUGAGUAGCAUCAUUAAAAUAGCCACAAAAGCUGAUGGAUUUGCACUGUAUUUCCUUGGAGAGUGCAAUAAUAGUCUUUGUGUGUUCACCCCACCGGGAAUCAAGGAAGGAAAGCCCCGGCUCAUCCCUGCUGGGCCCAUCGCACAGGGUACCACUGUCUCUGCUUACGUGGCCAAGUCCCGGAAAACAUUACUAGUAGAAGACAUCCUUGGGGAUGAGCGAUUUCCAAGAGGCACUGGACUGGAAUCAGGGACCCGCAUCCAGUCUGUUCUUUGUUUGCCGAUUGUCACUGCAAUUGGUGAUUUGAUUGGCAUCCUGGAGCUGUAUCGGCACUGGGGCAAAGAAGCCUUCAGUCUGAGUCAUCAAGAGGUCGCAACCGCCAAUCUUGCUUGGGCCUCGGUAGCCAUACAUCAGGUGCAGGUAUGCAGAGGCCUCGCCAAACAGACUGAACUGAAUGACUUUCUACUCGACGUAUCAAAAACAUAUUUUGAUAACAUAGUCGCAAUAGAUUCUCUACUUGAACACAUAAUGAUAUAUGCAAAAAACCUGGUGAAUGCCGAUCGUUGUGCACUUUUCCAGGUAGACCAUAAGAACAAGGAGUUGUAUUCAGACCUUUUUGACAUUGGAGAGGAAAAGGAAGGAAAACCUAUCUUCAAGAAGACCAAAGAAAUAAGAUUUUCAAUUGAGAAAGGGAUUGCUGGUCAAGUAGCAAGAACAGGGGAAGUCCUGAACAUUCCAGAUGCCUAUGCAGACCCUCGCUUUAACAGAGAAGUAGACCUGUACACGGGCUACACCACCCGGAACAUCCUGUGCAUGCCCAUUGUGAGCCGAGGCAGCGUGAUAGGGGUGGUGCAGAUGGUGAACAAAAUCAGUGGCAGUGCCUUCUCCAAAACGGACGAAAACAACUUCAAGAUGUUUGCUGUCUUCUGUGCUUUAGCCCUACACUGUGCCAACAUGUAUCACAGAAUCCGUCAUUCCGAGUGCAUUUACCGGGUGACCAUGGAAAAGCUAUCCUACCACAGCAUCUGCACCGCCGAGGAGUGGCAGGGCCUCCUGAGCUUCAGUCUCCCUGUGCGUCUCUGCAAAGAAAUCGAAUUAUUCCACUUUGACAUUGGUCCUUUUGAAAACAUGUGGCCUGGAAUUUUUGUCUAUAUGGUCCACCGGUCCUGUGGGACAUCCUGCUUUGAGCUGGAAAAGCUGUGUCGCUUCAUUAUGUCUGUGAAGAAAAACUACCGGCGGGUUCCUUACCACAACUGGAAGCAUGCGGUCACUGUGGCCCACUGCAUGUAUGCCAUACUCCAGAAUAGCCACGGGCUCUUCACCGACCUCGAGCGCAAAGGGCUGCUGAUCGCGUGUCUGUGUCAUGACCUGGACCACAGGGGCUUCAGUAACAGCUACCUGCAGAAGUUCGACCACCCCCUGGCGGCUCUGUACUCCACGUCCACCAUGGAGCAGCACCACUUCUCCCAGACCGUGUCCAUCCUCCAGUUGGAAGGGCACAAUAUCUUCUCCACCCUGAGCUCCAGUGAAUAUGAGCAGGUGCUUGAGAUCAUCCGCAAAGCCAUCAUUGCCACAGACCUUGCUUUGUACUUUGGAAACAGGAAACAGUUGGAAGAGAUGUACCAGACUGGAUCGCUAAACCUUAAUAAUCAAUCGCAUAGAGACCGUGUCAUUGGUUUGAUGAUGACUGCCUGUGAUCUUUGUUCUGUGACAAAACUGUGGCCAGUUACAAAAUUGACGGCAAAUGAUAUAUAUGCAGAAUUCUGGGCUGAGGGGGAUGAGAUGAAGAAGCUGGGGUUACAGCCCAUCCCUAUGAUGGACAGAGACAAGCGGGAUGAAGUCCCCCAGGGUCAGCUCGGAUUCUACAAUGCCGUGGCCAUCCCCUGCUACACCACCCUCACCCAGAUCUUCCCGCCCACAGAGCCUCUCCUCAAAGCGUGCAGGAAUAACCUCAGCCAGUGGGAGAAGGUGAUUCGCGGGGAGGAGAGCGCCGUGUGGAUCUCAGCCCAGCCGGCGGCCCCAGGGGCCUCUGAGAAGCUGCCAGCGAAGAUGGAUGACUGACGCUGCCGCAAGCUGCCCCCCGAAGAUGCUCGUCUUGCUUUGACUGUUCGUCCUUUUAUUUUUGUGGGGGGAGACCUACACCUGGUGCCUGGGACGCAGACCUCUUCAGGAAGGCGACGUCAAGUGAAUGUGCUGAGCAGGGGCCUCCCUGCCAGCCUCAUCGGUGGCUCAGUACACAGAGGACCACCCCAGGACGAGAAGCCACCUGCCCAGCAACUCCAUUCGACUUGCAAACUGGCCUUUUCUAACGGCUAACAUUGCUGAGGCCUUAAUGGGAAUGGACACAAAUUGUUCAGAAGGGGGUACUUUUCCAUUGUCUUUCUAGUGAGGGUUUAAAAUGGUACUAUUAUGAUAUUGUACUUUGGCUUCAGCACCAAUGUGGCUUUGAUGUUACUGGUUAUAAAUAGGAACCCUUCCACAUCCCUAUUGUGAAUGUCCGUGUGUGACCUCUGUGGUUAGUAUGAACUGUAGCAGACAGCCUCAGGAGAAACGCCGUCGGGGUUAGAGUAACAAGCAUGUUUCGGCAAUCAGUGGCGGAAAAUAGAUUCUUGUUUGAGAGCCUCAUGAAUGAGAAAUUAGGUGGACUGAUGUGUAUUCUUGAAGUUUAUACUAAAGGGCUUAGAUGAAUAAAUUUACCACUAAAGGAAGUAGAUUUUGUAGCCUUUUGAGAAGAGGUGCAAAUAAAUAUAUAUCAAAGUAAAUCUCAGAACUCCACAUAUCAAUUCAAAAGAUGUCAAAGAAUAUUAAAAAAAUUUUUUCUUCA